Messenger RNA from Manis pentadactyla (Chinese pangolin), 380 nucleotides. RefSeq names its product MAU2 chromatid cohesion factor homolog. The record is from RefSeq and is a predicted model, not a curated record. The transcript has 3 exons. Lineage: Eukaryota; Metazoa; Chordata; Mammalia; Pholidota; Manidae. Gene Ontology annotation, biological process: mitotic sister chromatid cohesion; maintenance of mitotic sister chromatid cohesion. The coding region runs from base 1 to 360 and encodes 119 amino acids. Gene Ontology annotation, molecular function: double-stranded DNA binding. Gene Ontology annotation, cellular component: chromatin; SMC loading complex.
AUGUCCAACGCAGAGGACCUGAACCGGCUCACUGCCUGCUCCCUCGUGCUGCUAGGCCACAUCUUCUAUGUGUUGGGGAACCACAGGGAGAGUAACAACAUGGUGGUGCCUGCCAUGCAGCUGGCCAGCAAGAUCCCAGACAUGUUGGUGCAGUUGUGGUCAUCAGCUUUGCUGCGAGGUGAGUAUAGCAGCCAGCCCUUCCCAGCGAUCAGGGCUGCUGGGCAGAGCCUCAGGCUGGAGCAUGCCAGACCUGAACAAAGCCUGCGGGAAUGCCAUGGACGCCCACGAAGCUGCCCAGAUGCACCAGAACUUCUCGCAGCAGCUGCUCCAGGACCACAUCGAGGCCUGCAGCCUCCCUGAGCACAACCUCAUCACGGUGU